AUGAAAAUUAUUAAUAUUUUAAUAAUUAUUAUCUUGAAUGCGAUAUUUUGGAGUUUAAUUAAUUCUGUUAAAAAUAAUAAAGAGAAAAAGGAGUUGACUAGAGUUGAGGAGACUUCAAAGAAUUCUACCCCAUUUAACGAUGGGGUAGAAUCAUCGGCGGAUCCUCAAAUUAAAGAAUAUGAAAAAACGGUAAAACCGAAAUCCAAAAUUGCAAAGGGCACAACUAUAGGUAUCGAAGGAAAAAAGUUUAAGAAAAAUGAGAAUAUAAAAGAUUACUUUCAAAAUAAAAAGGAAAAAAAGCGAGAAUAUGAUCGAGAAUACUACCAAAAUAAUAAAGAAAAGAGGAAAGAAACUGAACGAAAAUACUACCAAAAAAAUAGAGAAAAGAAGCGAGAAAGGAACCAAAAAUACUACCAAAAUAACAAAGAAAAGAAGCGAGAAAGGCAACGAAAAUACCGAGAAAGAAGGAAAAAUAAAAAGGCAGAUUUACAAAAUGAUCAUUCUGAUAAUGGGGAAACUUCUUUUGUUAAUACACAGAAUGUCGAUUUUGGAAAUAAAGGUAAAUUGCCAAUCGUUUAUGAAGAGAACAUUCGGUCUGAAGAAGAAAAUCAUUUUAACCAAGAGGAGGAAGAAUGUAACAAAGACGAAACUGAAAACUAUGUGGAAGAGCAGAAUCAAUCUGUGGUAGAAGAGGCAAAGAUGAAUCAGAUAGAUUUGAAUGAGAAAUAUUAUCAGUUUGAUCUGAACGAGGAACCUGAGGACAUAGAUGAAGAUGUUUGCUAA
Meloidogyne enterolobii is the source of this 783-nucleotide messenger RNA. Lineage: Eukaryota; Metazoa; Nematoda; Chromadorea; Rhabditida; Meloidogynidae. The record is from the annotation of a GenBank genome assembly.